GGGGGUCAACUAACAUCCGACAAGACAAGCCAAGAAAUCAAGAAACAUCUUGUAAUCAUAGAUGGGUUCGAACGAGACUCGGGGACAUCCGAUCAUAAAUUUCUCGGACAAGAACAUGAAACCGGGAACUGAGAUUUGGAGGUGGACGAGGGAGAGAGUCCGAGACGCCAUGGAACGGCACGGCUGGUUUGUGGCCGAUUGGGACAACUUCCCGGUGGAUCUCCACCGUGGGAUCAUAUCGGCCGCCGAAGAACUCCUCGCUCUCCCUUCCGAAGUCAAAAUCCAAAACGGCAAUCACAAGGCCCGUCAUGGCUACGUCACCAUGCUCGCCGACGACCAGCCUGUCCACGAGGGCCUUGGGAUCGAUCUCGUCACGGACUUCGAACAAUGCCGCAAGUUUGCAGGUCUCAUGUGGCCCGAUCAUGGAAACGACCGUUUCUGUGAGACGGUCCAUGCAUACGCGAGAAUGCAAGCAGAAUUGGAGCAAAUGGUGGUAAGGAUGUUGUUCGAGAGCUAUGGACUUGACAGGUAUUCGGACAAACACAUUGGAGAUACGAGGUACCUUCUACGGCUGUUGAAGUACACUAGGCUUCCCAAUGGAGAUCCCAACAGAAAGUUCAUUUCCCAUACCGACAAAAGCUUCAUCUCCAUACUCCAUCAGAACGAUGUCAAAGGCCUGUCUUUGAAAUCCGAGGAAGAAGACGUCUGGUAUCCGUUUAGCCCCUCGCCCACAAGAUUUGUUGUCAUUGCUGGAGAUGCCAUCAUGGCAUGGAGCAAUGACAAAAUCCAAGCAUGUUACCACAAAGUAGAGAUGGACAGCGAGAUUACAAGGUAUUCGCUCGGGUUCUUCUCAUUCCAGAACGGGACGAUAUCGACGCCUGAUGAACUUGUGGAUGACCAACAUCCUUUGGCCUAUAGGCCCUUUUCACAUGACGGACUUCUCAAAUUCUACGAGACGUUGGGUGCCCAUCUUAAGGCUCAUCGUACCAUGACCAAAGCCUACUGCGGAAUCGAGACAGCCCCUUCUGGCUGAUUAGAAUCCUACCGAUACAUGCUACAAACUCUAUGUGUAUGUUUCGUUAAAAUUGUUCAGAGUCGGUCACGAUCAUGCUCCUUGUCCCCCACAAACAUGUACGUUAUGUAAUAAGUUUUUUUUUUAAUUUAAAUGUGUGGAUCGUGUGAAGAA
This is a messenger RNA of Tarenaya hassleriana, 1186 nucleotides long. Its product is annotated as probable 2-oxoglutarate-dependent dioxygenase AOP1. Gene Ontology annotation, molecular function: dioxygenase activity. The transcript is spliced from 4 exons. The record is from RefSeq and is a predicted model, not a curated record. The coding region runs from base 62 to 1033 and encodes 323 amino acids. NCBI's taxonomy places the organism in Eukaryota, Viridiplantae, Streptophyta, Magnoliopsida, Brassicales, Cleomaceae.